Molecule: messenger RNA, 1434 nt
Organism: Talaromyces amestolkiae
Lineage: Eukaryota; Fungi; Ascomycota; Eurotiomycetes; Eurotiales; Trichocomaceae
Exons: 2
Coding region: 1-1434 (477 amino acids)
Molecular function (GO): oxidoreductase activity; FAD binding
Source: RefSeq, a predicted model, not a curated record
AUGAUCACUAGAGAUUCAAUACCUUUGAAGUGUGAGGUGGUAAUACCGAAUCCUGACACGCCAGUUCGCUUUGUCUUGGAUCGAUGGUCUGACAUUGGUCUAAAUCGCCCAGCACUGGUGGUAGUGCCAGACACCGAGCAAGACAUCAUCGAUACAGUACUUUAUGCGAAGAAUAAAGGCUUGGAGUUAAUCCCUGGCGGCGGUGGCCACGGACCCUUUGUCUCUAUCACUGAGAAAACGCUCUAUCUCGACUUGAAGCGGUUUGACAAGGUGGUCUUGGAUACAAGCCAAGAGCAGGCCAAGAUCAGCUUCGGUGGAGGGACUCUGACUCGUCGGGUCAUUGAUGCAUGCACAUCCAAGGGGUUUUAUACCACUUGGACAAACAGUUAUGGCGUCGGGAUGGUGGGGAGUGUGUUGGGUGGAGGCAGCCAACCUCUUAAUGGACUACAUGGUAUGAUUAUGGAUCAAUUGAUUUCGAUCAGGCUCAUCACUGCUGCGGGAGAGGUGUUGGAACUGGAUUCAUCUUCGGAAGGGGAGGAGUUGGCCCUAUUUCAUGCACUAUGUGGCGCGGGACACGGUCUUGGGGUCGUGACAUCUAUGACUUUAAAAGCCUUUCCACUUGCAGCACUUCGGAUGAAGAACGAUGAGGUCUGGUGCCGCCGAGUCACUUUUCCGGCAGACGCAAUCAACCUGGCAGCCGAAAAGUACAUGCAGUUGCUGCCACCGAAACCCUCUCAGUAUGUGCUACUAAUGUUUGCGAGGGAGCCUGUCACAUCAACGGGUCCAGGUGCUCCAAUAAUCAUUCUGUCAUCCCUUUACUAUGGCCCACAGGAGGAGGGAGAGCAGGCUUCUAAGCCAUUAUUCGAUGAUGCGGUUGUCAAUAAUACAAAUAUACAUCCUGAAACAAUUUUGACGCCUCUGUCCCAAAUGAAUGAGGCCUGGGCUCCAUUCAGUGUACACGGAGAAUACAAGGAUAUAUCAUCAGCAUGGCUCAGAACUACGCCUGUUGAGACAAUGAAGGCCUCCUUCCAGCAAUAUGUGGAGUUCACCGAUCACUACAAAGAUGCUACUCGAUCCACCAUUGUCCAUGCCACUCACAACCCAAAGAAGCAUGUGGCAAUUAGUGAAACGCCAGAAGGACAGGCUAAAUACUUCGAGAGUCGUGAUCGCGGUACGUGUAUGCUGGUGAUGCCCUGGACCAACAACCCGGAGACAGUUGAGCCCAUGCGCGCCUUUGCAAAGAAAAUCAAAGCGCUUUACCGCAAAGCUCAGCCUGAUUUGGAUGUCCCAAGGACCUUCCCGAAUAACAUGCAAUCAGACACACCAUUGGAGGAAUUGCAUACAGUUGAUCGCAUUAAGGAACUGAAGAGGAUCAAGAAACUCUGGGAUGAGUCUGGUGUGUUCUGGAGUCCGUAUGGAGACAACCGGAAAUGA